This is a messenger RNA of Lycium ferocissimum, 981 nucleotides long. RefSeq names its product RING-H2 finger protein ATL78-like. NCBI's taxonomy places the organism in Eukaryota, Viridiplantae, Streptophyta, Magnoliopsida, Solanales, Solanaceae. The transcript has a single exon. The record is from RefSeq and is a predicted model, not a curated record. Gene Ontology annotation, molecular function: transferase activity. Gene Ontology annotation, biological process: protein ubiquitination. The coding region runs from base 71 to 778 and encodes 235 amino acids.
UGGCCUUCAAGUCAUUCAACACCAACAAAAACAAAGAAAACACAAAUACAAACUCUUAACCAAAAGCUCUAUGGCAACUAUAACUUCCACACAAUUCAUUCAAGAAAACCUCCACUACUCAAGAAGACUACUCCUGAUACCAGCUGCUACAGUACAACAAUACCACCCGGACACCACCAUGGCGCCGCCACCGGCAGCCGGAAUCAGCCACGGCCUAAUUAAUUUACCACUUGGUCACAGCGUCAACACAUUUGAGGCAAAUGUUAUUACGGUUUUGGCAGUACUUGUAUGUGCCGUGGUUGGUUCGCUUGUGUUGAAUUUCAUCAUAAAAUGUAUAUUCAGUUGCUCUACCUUAGUGUUGGUGGAAUCAUCCUCAAACCAUACAAAUAACAACCCCUCUUCAGCAAAAUUAGCCAAUAAAGGGAUCAAGAAAAAAGCCCUCAAGACAUUCCCAGUUAUAACAUACACUACUGAGUUGAAACAUCCAGGGCUUGACUCUGAGUGUGUCAUUUGCUUAUCAGAAUUCGGAGUUGGAGAGAAAGUUAAGGUUCUACCAAAGUGCAAUCAUGGCUUCCAUGUCAAGUGUAUCGACAAAUGGCUCAAUUCACACUCUUCUUGCCCUACUUGUAGGCACUGCCUUAUCGAAACUUGUCAAAAAAUUGUUAACGGUGACACAUCCGUUACUACAGCUGCAAUUUCACCAACAGCAGUACAAGAAACCGUGAUAAGUAUUGAACCUCUCCAACGUGAAGAUGUUAUAUCUAAUGGUCAGCAAUAACUAGGAAAAAAAAUAGUAGUAUCUCGGCUAUAGUUGAUAGGUAUAUGUCACACACACUCAAUUAGAAGCUUAGAUGUUUAGUUUAUAGUUUAAUAUUUUCUUGUUGGAAAAGUUUUUGCAAGCUGUCAUGAGGCCAAGGCACCAGUUUAGUUUUCCAAUGAUUCAUUACUCUUGCAAGUGUAUAUAAAAAUUAAUUUUACUUC